Rhagoletis zephyria (snowberry fruit fly) is the source of this 651-nucleotide messenger RNA. The record is from RefSeq and is a predicted model, not a curated record. NCBI's taxonomy places the organism in Eukaryota, Metazoa, Arthropoda, Insecta, Diptera, Tephritidae.
AUGGAAGGAGCUUUAUACGGCAAUCUGCCGCAGGAAGUCUGCCAAGUGGCCAACCAAAUUGGCAUCACUCCUGGCAUUGACAAAGCAGAAGAUGUCUUCAAGAGCUUCGUACAAGACCGCAUUCCUCGCAAAGAUUUGGGCGAUGAUUUCAAGUACAAGGUGUACGCUUUGUACGAGUUGAUAGACAAAAAUAAACCAGCGUGGAAAGCGGGAAAAGAGCCCUCCAAAAGGUUAAAUUCACGGCAGAAGAGAGCUCUUUUUAAUAUGAAAGACGCAAAAUUGAGCUACCAAGAUUUUGCUGAAAUAAACAAGCUUUGGCACUCCUACUUCCAGUCAAUCGUCUCAGAAGUCAAGUGUAAGGCUGAUGAGUUAAAGCUAUCCAGAGCAGACUUUCACGGCGCUCUACUACAAGUGUAUGCCUCUAAAAACACAACAGUUGUUGGAGCGAAAGGCUAUGUCGUCCAAGAGUCGAAAAAUACAUUCCGACUAAUCAACGAGCACAAUCGGUUGCUAUCCAUACCAAAGACAGGCACAGUCUUUGCCUUUGAGCACGGUGGCAAAGUUUAUCGUCUCAAUGGAUACAACAUGCUGAUGUCGAGCUUUAACCGGUCCAAGAUGAAGCCAAAGUUUAACUUUGUGUGCGGGCUUUAA